Argiope bruennichi is the source of this 505-nucleotide messenger RNA. RefSeq lists its product as uncharacterized. The transcript has 4 exons. The coding region runs from base 28 to 390 and encodes 120 amino acids. NCBI's taxonomy places the organism in Eukaryota, Metazoa, Arthropoda, Arachnida, Araneae, Araneidae. The record is from RefSeq and is a predicted model, not a curated record.
GCCAGUAGCAACACUGCAACAACAACCAUGUUCGCCAUCUACGUUACACCCGCUGGCCAUUCUGUGCUUCUGUUGCUGAUCGUAGCAAGCAUUCCUGCAGUUAUUACAGCUGUGUACCAAAAUGGCAUUGGAACAGGAAAGAAUUCUGAAGCCAAUUUCUAUCUGGAUGGAAUGCAGCAAGGAUACAUUGAGAAAUUCAAUGAUGUCCAAGUCGUGCCUUUUCUUGUUUCCAAGGAUGGUUUCCAACUACGGAAGAGAGCCGAGAAGAAACAGUGCCACAUUUUAGUGCAGAAAACUGAAUUGCAACAAGGAACAUGUACUACACUUGCCAACCAUACUCCAGCCUGCCAUAAUGAUCAAUACUUGGCCAUCAACUUAAACGAAUGUUAAGUUCCAAGAAACAACGAAGCUGUCAGUAGUUGUUUAAUAGUCCUAAUAAUUAAUAGAUGUUUAAUGCUUGAAGUGAUACUCAUUAAUUAUUAUUAACUACUCACGUUACUAGUUG